Messenger RNA from Rhinopithecus roxellana (golden snub-nosed monkey), 2324 nucleotides. RefSeq names its product cofilin 1 (gene CFL1). The record is from RefSeq and is a predicted model, not a curated record. Gene Ontology annotation, biological process: actin filament severing; cell motility; actin filament fragmentation. Bases 1334 to 1783 code for a protein of 149 amino acids. NCBI's taxonomy places the organism in Eukaryota, Metazoa, Chordata, Mammalia, Primates, Cercopithecidae. Gene Ontology annotation, molecular function: actin filament binding. The transcript is spliced from 4 exons. Gene Ontology annotation, cellular component: actin cytoskeleton; lamellipodium; cytoplasm.
GCGCGGAAACCGGCCGCGGGGGGAGGGGUCCGGGGCGCGCGCUGGCGCGCCCCUCGCGGAACGACCGGCGUCGUGCGUUUCUUAGGGGCGCGCUCUCGACCGCAGCACGCGGCGUACAAACCCGGCCCGGGGGCGGCAAGGGAAAAGCGCGCGAGAGGUCUCGGCGCGCGCGCGCGCCCCACCCAAGGCUGUUCCUGUCUGCGCGUCACCCUCCCUCGGCAGCCGGGUCCGUCUCGGGAGCAGGUGGCAGGGAUGCCUGCGCCCGGGAGGGGCGGGCGCUGGUGCGGCGAGGGGCGAUGCUGGGAAGACGGAGUCCCGGUUGGGGCGUGGGUGCCUGCGAUUAGGGCCUCGCACCGCAAGGCUUGGAGGGGGCAUCGCAGAGACUGCGGCGCCUUCGGGAGCACAUCUAAGGAGCUGCGUUCUCACCCGAGGAUUGGGCGAGGGCUGGAACGGCGCUGUCUGCCGGCGCGUGCGCGCACGCUCAGGCCCGGCCGCGGAUGCCGAAGCCCUGGGCCAGCCGGGCCUUCCCGGAUGGGCCUGAGGGUGGAGCCGAAUUUAGGGAAGUGACCCAGUCGGGCACCGCCCGGAAACCACCCCGCCCCCUGUGUACGGCCCGAGGGCUGAGAAAACUGAAGGUUAUGUAGCGUGCCCAGGCUCCUGCCUGCAGCAGAUAGGUCUGAUACAUCCGUUGUUUUAAGGUGAUUCCGUAGGGUUAGGGACCUGGAGAUGCUGCUGCCUCUCGGGUACGCCGUUCUCUAUUGGGGAGGGGGCCAGACCUAUCCGAUCUCCUUUCCCCGCCUACUCCGGAAGCUACCGAGUCACGUGGCCGGCUUCCUCUGCAGUUCGGGGAGUUCAGGGGACCAGAUUUACCGUGGAUUGCCCCCCCUCUCCUGGCUCGGGCACCGCCAAGCACGACGCAGAGUAGGAGUUUAAAGAUUGCGAGGCUUCUGGGCACUUGAGUUUGGCGUGUUAAUUUUUACCAGCGACUUCUGGGGCCUAGCACCAUUCCCGGAAGAAGGGAGUUGUCGGGCAGGGUCCUUAUUGGGGGUUGUGAUUCUUGUUUUAGUUGGGAAAGACCCUAGGAGGGAACAGGGGUCGUUUGUGUAGUAACACUGAUUUAAGCAGUUCUGGUGGGUUUGUUGUAACUGUUCAGUGUCCUUGAGGUCCCAUUUAGCAUUGUGGGGUCUUGGCUCUUUCUGAAGAGAAGUCUUGGCUCAGGUGUUUGGGUCUUCCAUAUCUGAAGUUCUAAGUCACCAGUUUUAUCCGAAGGCUGAGAGCAAAUACGGCCUCCGGUGUGGCUGUCUCUGAUGGUGUCAUCAAGGUGUUCAACGACAUGAAGGUGCGUAAGUCUUCAACGCCAGAGGAGGUGAAGAAGCGCAAGAAGGCGGUGCUCUUCUGCCUGAGUGAGGACAAGAAGAACAUCAUCCUGGAGGAGGGCAAGGAGAUCUUGGUGGGCGAUGUGGGCCAGACUGUCGACGACCCCUAUGCCACUUUUGUCAAGAUGCUGCCAGACAAGGACUGCCGCUAUGCCCUCUAUGACGCAACCUAUGAGACCAAGGAGAGCAAGAAGGAGGACCUGGUGUUUAUCUUCUGGGCUCCUGAGUGUGCGCCCCUUAAGAGCAAAAUGAUCUAUGCCAGUUCCAAGGAUGCCAUCAAGAAGAAGCUGACAGGGAUCAAGCAUGAAUUGCAAGCAAACUGCUACGAGGAAGUCAAGGACCGCUGCACCCUGGCGGAGAAGUUGGGGGGCAGUGCUGUCAUCUCCCUGGAGGGCAAGCCUUUGUGAGCCCCUUCUGGUCCCCUGCCUGGAGCAUCUGGCAGCCCCACACCUGCCCUCGGGGGUUGCAGGCUGCCCCCUUCCUGCCAGACCGGAGGGGCUGGGGGGAUCCCAGCAGAGGGAGGGCAAUCCCUUCACCCCAGUUGCCAAACAGACCCCCCACCCCCUGGAUUUUCCUUCUCCCUCCAUCCCUGACGGUUCUGGCUUUCCCAAACUGCUUUUGAUCUUCUGAUUCCUCUUGGGUUGAAGCAGACCAAGUUACCCCCAGGUACCCCAGUUGAGGGGGAGCCUGUAUUUUUUUUUAACAACAUCCCCAUUCCCCACCUGGUCCUUCCCCUUCCCAUGCUGCCAACUUCUAACCGCAAUAGUGACUCUGUGCUUGUCUGUUUAGUUCUGUGUAUAAAUGGAAUGUUGUGGAGAUGACCCCUCCCUGUGCCGGCUGGUUCCUCUCCCUUUUCCCCUGGUCACUGCUACUCAUGAUGGAAGCAGGACCAGUAAGGGACCUUCAAUUAAAAAAAAAAGACAAUAAUAAAAAGGCUCAUUAAUGGGA